AUGGCAGAGUUCAAUGUCGGGAGCGUUCUGGUGACUGGAUCCAAUCGAGGAAUCGGCCUGGGACUCGUGAAGCAAUUUCUAGAGCUACCAAAUCCACCAGAAUGGAUCUUUGCCACCACCAGGGAGCUGGAUGGAUCCCAAAGCAAGGAGGUAAUGGAGCUGGCAUUGAAGCAUCCAAACCUGGUGGUGCUGCAGCUGGAUGUCACAGAUCCAAACAGCAUAAAGGCAGCUGUGCAGAGAGUGGAGGAGCAUGUGCAAGGACAUGGACUGAAUCUCCUGAUAAACAACGCUGGCAUAAUACGGUUCACCACCAUGGAGAAUGAGAACGCUGAGACCAUGGAACUUAUAUACCUAACUAACACAGUUGGGCCCCUGCUGGUGAGCCAGGAGUUCUUGCCAUUACUGAAGAAAGCUGCCCAGCAGAGUACCCAGACAGGGCUGAGCUGCAGCAAGGCCGCCAUUGUCAACAUGUCCAGCAUCGCUGGUUCCAUAGAAGUAGUUCCAAUGUGGGAAUUGUGGCAAACACCCAGCUACCGCUGCAGCAAGGCUGCUCUGAACAUGAUCACCAGGUGCCAGUCCUUGGAGUACAAAAACUGUGGGAUUCUGUGCACUUCUAUCCACCCUGGCUGGGUGAAAACCAGAAUGGGAACAGAGAAGCUCUCGGGUUAA
Messenger RNA from Chrysemys picta bellii (western painted turtle), 669 nucleotides. NCBI's taxonomy places the organism in Eukaryota, Metazoa, Chordata, Testudines, Emydidae. The record is from RefSeq and is a predicted model, not a curated record.